AUGCUGAAUGGAGAACAGCAAUCAAACUCCGGUGAGGAUGGGGAUGGAGGCACAGUGGAUGAUAAUGGUGUGGAAGAUGAGUGCAAUGAUGAUGAAGAUCCACUAGGAAUGGCCUUACCACCUGGGAGAAAGAAAACCCUCGCAAACCUUUUACAAGCAAAUAGCCAACUGACUGGAUCUCGGGAUCGCAAAGCUAUAUUACCUCGUUCUAUUGGGACGCACCUUCAACUCGAGCCAGAGAUUCCACCUGAUGUCAAUGGUAAAUCACAACAAUCCAAGUCUGCCUUUGCAACUCAUAGGGAGGUGAGAAAUUGGAAUCUGGUAAGCAACAGGCGAUUUCCACGUCCGAUUGCUCCACGCCCCUUAGUGGCAUACACUGGGAGGAGGAGGCUUCAGGAUGACCGCAAAUUUGACGACUAUGAAGAUGGACCUAUGAUUGAGAUGUUGUCAACUUCAAGGGAUAUCUCUCAGACGAUGACAGUUCAAGCUGGAGGAUUGAAGAUCUCCACAGCUUGGGUAGACUGGGUUGAUCAUGGGUACCGCAUCACCCCAGGUUCAUUCCACAUAUUCUAUCAAUGCGAUCCUAUAGUCACUAUGGACCACGUCAUGCCUAUCGGUACAACCAACUCCUAUGAUUCUGCAAAUCAGGUUCCAGAUCACGUCACAGGUGCAUAUAGCCUUGCCAGGCAAGGGUCAGCUCAAGUAGGAGGCCAGGACAUGGAGAUCACAGACGUGGAAAUCAUGUCUGCCUCUGAACUCAUUGACUCUGCGCAACACGAUCCACCACUGUAG
Suillus discolor is the source of this 792-nucleotide messenger RNA. RefSeq lists its product as uncharacterized. The transcript has a single exon. The record is from RefSeq and is a predicted model, not a curated record. The coding region runs from base 1 to 792 and encodes 263 amino acids. NCBI's taxonomy places the organism in Eukaryota, Fungi, Basidiomycota, Agaricomycetes, Boletales, Suillaceae.